Messenger RNA from Drosophila willistoni, 1044 nucleotides. RefSeq names its product glycoprotein-N-acetylgalactosamine 3-beta-galactosyltransferase 1. The record is from RefSeq and is a predicted model, not a curated record. Gene Ontology annotation, cellular component: membrane. The transcript has 4 exons. The coding region runs from base 1 to 954 and encodes 317 amino acids. Gene Ontology annotation, molecular function: N-acetylgalactosaminide beta-1,3-galactosyltransferase activity. Lineage: Eukaryota; Metazoa; Arthropoda; Insecta; Diptera; Drosophilidae.
AUGCCACGAUUCUUUAGUACGCGGAAUAAAAUUAGCAUUUGCCAUCCACUGAACAUACUUUGGCUCUGCAUUUUAUGUCUGGUAUAUCUUUUCACUUUACGCCAAGAUGCAGCAUCCAAAGCUAGGCUAGUCUCAUUGGAGAGUCCUUCUGCUCCAUCUCCACGCAUCUUUUGUGUGAUUGUGACCUAUGCCUAUCGGCAUCGUGUUGCCUUUCAUAUCUAUCACACCUGGGCAAAUCAAUGUGACAAGUAUCUCUUUGUUAGCGAUGAUUCCCAUGAGGUCUUGGAGCCGGCUGUCUUUCAAAAUUUUAAUGAUAAAUGGCAAAGAAUGCGUGCCUAUAUGGAAUAUUUAUAUAAAUAUCAUAUCAAUGAAGGCGAUUGGUUUCUCUUCGCCAACGAUGAUAAUUUCGUGAUUGUAGACAAUCUGAGAUUAAUGCUUCAGAAAUAUAGCUCAGAUGAAUUGAUCUACUUUGGCUGCAAGCUAAAAAAUCCCCAAAACCAGCCUUAUAUGCUAGAGUCGUCUGUUAUGGUCUUAAGUCACUCUGCUCUGAAGCGUUUUGCUCUUGAUGCAUUAACUAAUGAAAAUUUAUGCAGUUCAAAGAGUCUGGGAAAUGCUGCCUAUGAGGAAUUUGGACGGUGUCUUAGCAAUGUCAAUGUCAUAGCUGGCGAUAGUCGCGAUGACAAUAAAUUGCAUAGGUUUUUGCCAUUCGAAACAACGGUUCAUUUGGGGUAUAAGCCCUUGAAUGCAUCUUUAGAAGAGCACAAAUAUUUCAUAGAUCGUUCAUUCGAUGAAGUGCCAAAUCUUAAACUGCCAGUAUCUCCGAUUUGUAUAAGUUAUCACAUGGACAAUAUGGAUCGCAUAUAUAAUUUGUAUUAUUUCAUUAAGAAUGUCAAAAUAUUUGGAUUUGCUCGAAAACUAAUUCCGGCACUACCAAAAACGAAAAAGAAUAAUUAACUAAAUGCAAUUUGUUUGAUUACUUGCCACUUUAAUUAGUAUAAGAUUUUUCUUUACAAAAUAUCACAUUUGCUUAACAUUCUCCCAGAA